AGCCUCGUAGCUCGACUCAUACUGCCUGGGGCUGUGUGUUUGAUCUUUUAUUACUGUCAGUAGUGAGAGUCCCACUGCUGUUGACCCCUGUGACCCCCUUUUAUGACAUCAUUGCCUGUGUUUGCGUGCAGGAGACCCUGGAGGACAUUGAUAAGAAUGGAGACGGACAUGUAGACGAGGAUGAGUAUAUUGCGGACAUGUUUUCCCAUGAGGAGGGGGGCCCAGAACCAGACUGGGUCAGGACGGAGCGGGACCAGUUCUCUGACUUCCGGGACCUGAACAAGGACGGCAAGAUGGACGUGGAGGAGAUCCGCCACUGGAUCCUGCCCCAGGACUACGACCACGCAAUGGCAGAGGCCCGACACCUGGUUUACGAGUCAGACCAGGACAAGGACACAAUGCUGACCAAGGAGGAGAUCCUGGAGAACUGGAACAUGUUUGUAGGAAGUCAGGCCACCAACUAUGGAGAAGACCUGACCAAGAACCACGACGAACUCUGAGCAUAAUUUAGUGUAGGUGUGUGUUUGUGGCAGGGCGGUUGGACCUCAACUGAGCAUCGUCAACCUCGACCACCAACUUGUCUGGUCCUCAGCCUUAUCCUGCUGAAUGGGACAGAUGUAGACCCAACACUGCAUUAACCCCCGAGGGGAGGGUCCAAGGAAUGGUCUGUUCUUACCACUGACGGUCGAGGUCCUCCUGAGCGGCUGGACAGGGUUUGGUCCUGUUUCUGACAUUUAGGAACAGAUAUUGACCACACCGAACCUCUGUGCGACUGCCGUUGACAGUGCUUAUCGGCCAGACACCCAUCUGGCUUAGCUGCCUUUUUAGAUAUAUUUAGAGGUAGCCAUCAUCAAAUAACCAUCUUUGACCGUUUGAUAAUUUCCCUUAUAUUGUAUUUUCUUUAAACCUUACAUGUCUUAGCAGAGAUGAGAACGUAGGGUUGAUCGUCAGGAAUAUUUUAUUUGAUUGUGGUUUGAAUGUGAAAACAAAGCACAACCUAGAAUACUAACUCUAAUUGUAUUUAUUUAGUUAACUUGAGGAGGCGAAGAAGCCUGGGAGGUAUAAUAGUUAGAGGUCAGUGGGUGUUUAUAGCGUUUAUGAAGGCUGCCUAUUUUUUGAACUUGCCAGAUAUCACUACACUCUUGCUGUUUUUAUACAGUGGACACAGAUGUUGUUUUUGUUUUUGUUUUGCUGGCCAGUAAAGACUAUUUUACAAAUUACAUUUUUUGAAGUGCUCUUGGAUUUGCGAGCUUCCUCUUGUAAAAUGUUUUAUGAACUCUUACUAACACCCAUCUUAAUGUCAUGCUCUUUGCACGCAUCUUUUUUCCAAUAGAGUCUGUGAAACAUUCAUUUUAUUCAUAUUUUAUUCACUUUUGCUUUGUUCGCUUGUUUAUUUUUAUACACUUAAGGCCUGCAUGUGUCAAAAUUGAAUAUGAGUUUCAUGCAAAAUAACCAGGCUAUUGUCGUGAUGAAAAUGUAAGUUUUGCCUUUUCAUUGUUGUGGAAAUGGGAGUUUUGCAGUGAUGUAAAAUGACUUGAAACGCAGGAGAAUAGGGGUUCCAGAGUACUGUAUGCAUGUCCUCCGUUAACUCAAAGCUGCUUCUCAUAUUGACACUAUUGUUCACGUUGUAAGAUAGGACUUCCUGUUAUAUCACUUCCUCUUGUACCAUGCCAAAUGUACUCCCUUGUGUAUAUUAAUGUUUUUGAAAAAGAAACACAUUUUCCCAU
Molecule: messenger RNA, 1727 nt
Organism: Coregonus clupeaformis (lake whitefish)
Lineage: Eukaryota; Metazoa; Chordata; Actinopteri; Salmoniformes; Salmonidae
Product: reticulocalbin-1-like
Exons: 3
Cellular component (GO): endoplasmic reticulum
Molecular function (GO): calcium ion binding
Source: RefSeq, a predicted model, not a curated record